Molecule: messenger RNA, 864 nt
Organism: Mucor velutinosus
Lineage: Eukaryota; Fungi; Mucoromycota; Mucoromycetes; Mucorales; Mucoraceae
Product: MaoC-like domain-containing protein
Exons: 5
Coding region: 1-864 (287 amino acids)
Biological process (GO): vesicle-mediated transport
Cellular component (GO): Golgi apparatus; membrane
Molecular function (GO): small GTPase binding
Source: RefSeq, a predicted model, not a curated record
AUGUCCAACAAAUACAAUGUCCUUGUGGACAUGGAAGAUGCUGCUUAUUCACAGCCUGCCACUAUUGAAAGCGAUGGGCUAGAAUUUCAAGACUUCUCUAGCCAAAACAAAUCUUCUUUCAACCAUGCAUCCGCACCUCCACCUCCUCCAGCAACGGCAGCAGCCUCCUCCAACACUGGCUUUUUCGAUUCCCCUCAACAACAAAGAAGCGCCAUCAGCGGAAAGCCCAUCUGGUCUGUAGAAUACUAUGCGCAGUUCUUUGAUGUAGACACGACACAAGUGAUUGAUCGAUGUGUGAAAUCCAUGUAUCCAGUGGGAGAUUAUGCAGCAGAUACCCUUCAAAAUCAACCUGACCUGUACGGUCCAUUCUGGAUUGCCACAUCAGUUGUAUUUUCCGUAUUUGUCUGCUCAUCACUGGCUGGAUCUUUGGCUGCUUACAUUGCUGGCAAACCGCAUGUGUAUGAUUUCACGCUGUUGAGUUUUGCUGUGGUUGUCGUGUACAUGUACGCAUUCUUGUGUCCUGCGCUUGUGUGGGCUUCUACCAAGUAUUUUGGAUGCCAACCUAGUUUGUUGGAAAUCGUCAAUUACUAUGGCUAUGGCUUGACCAUUUGGAUUCCUGUUUCUCUUUUGUGCAUCAUUCCUUUCGAUUAUGCAAGAUGGGCAUUUGUCGGUGUCGCCUUUGUUGUCACUGCCAUAUUUCUGGUCAAGAAUCUGUACAUUGUCAUCUCUCGAGCAGACGCCAAAACAUCGCGCAUUAUCUUGUUGGCCAUCUUGCUGGCUCACACCAUUUUCGCCUUGGUCCUCAAAAUGGCAUUUUACAGCUACGAUUUCAGACCUGAUGCUGUUUCUCCUCCACCUUCUUGA